CCAUGAUGCAUCAACCAUCAAAAAUGCUAACAUAUCAGACUGACUCUACAUUGAUUGGUCAAUGUCAAAAAAUGGACCAUAGAAAUUAAAUCAAUAGCUAUGAUUAUCCAAAUUUCAGUGUCUACAUAAGAAUACCCCCAACAUGACCAACAACAACAACAGCAAUAUACGCCUAAAUUAUUGAUACAAAUAGUAAGACAAGCGGUUGAUUUAUAUGGGUUGCUAGAAUUUAUUUAACAACACAUAAAAUAGAAUGACCCCUUAUCCUCAAGGGAAUCCGGACAUUUCAAAUUGUAACAAAAAUGAUUCAACAUUACUUUCAAAUGAUGAUUACAUAAUACACACCUCAUCUAUUCGAUUGCCUUUCAUAGCUGCUGGUUUAGUAAAUGCUGCAGUCGCUGAACUUUUAAAUCAAUUGUCAUGUCGAUUCUUUGAAAUGGCUAUAAUUACAUCGAAAAUUGUAGACAGUGAGAAAGAUUCUUUAGUUGAACAAAAAAGUAAUAAUGAAGAUAUCAAUAAUAAUGCACAAAAUUCAUACAAUAAUAGUAACUCAUCAAUUUUUCCACAAAAUGAACGACUUACUAAUACUACUACUAAUACUGAUACUACACAAAACCAAUCAGAGUUGCAGAAAACAAUGCAAACGGAGUUAGAUAAUCUAAGCGCUUUAUCACCUGAUCAUAUGCCAAUUUUAAAACCUAUUAAUCAAGAUGUAAUUACCACUCCACUUCCUGUUCCGCCUCAUCAUGAUACUGCUGCUGUUUCGCCUUCUUCCAUAUCAUCAACAGUUUCUUUGUUAACAAACUCCACGACGAAUUGUAAUUUUCGUUCAGAGGCAAUGAAAAUUAAAGAAGAAUCAGAAAUAGAGUAUACACAAGAAUUGAACAUUGAUCAUGGUGGCGAUACCAUGAACACUAAUAAUAAUAAUAAUAUUCAUGACUAUUCUAUACAACAUGCAAAUCAUUAUUUAACUAAUCAAACCAACAAUCAAUAUUCAUUACAACAAAUACAUCAAUCACAAAAUCCCUCACAAUCUAAUUUAACACGUGUUACUACUACAGUGGAUUAUUUAAAACGUUAUCCAUGUACAUAUCGUGGUUGUGGAAAAGUAUUUUUCAGUCGAACAAGUCUUAUUUAUCAUAAACAAAGUCAUGCAAUUGAAAAACCUUAUAUAUGUACUUAUCCUAAUUGUAAUGUGACAUUUUGUAAUGAAAAUUUAUUAAAAACACAUAGACAAUUACAUGAACCAAAACAAUUACGUGAACGUUUUUCAUGUACAUUACCAGGAUGUAAUAAAGUAUUUGUUACACGUGAAUGUCUCAUUGAACAUAUACGUGUACAUACUGGUGAAAGACCAUUUCAAUGUGAUUAUCCAGGAUGUACACAUCGUUUUGCUAGACGUUGUAAUUUAUUUGCACAUAAACGUGUACAUUUAGAUAAAAAUCAACGUCGUCAAUAUCAUUGUAUACAUAUAGGUUGUGGCAAAACAUUUUUAUAUUCACGUAGUUUAACUGAACAUAUGAAUGUACAUUUAGGUGAACGUCCAUAUGUUUGUGAUUAUGUAGGAUGUGAAAAAAGUUUUACAAGUAAGAGUUAUUUGUAUGCACAUAGACGAAUACAUUUAAGUAGUAUGAAUAAAUCAAUGAAUUCUGUAUGUUCUCUAGCAUCUAGUAAUAAUAAUAAUCAACCAUUUGAUUUGAAUAAUACUUGUACUAACACUACUACUACUUCUACUACUACUACUACUACUAAUACUACUCAUAAUAAUAAUAUUCCAUCAAUCCCAGUCAGUGUAACUAUACCAGUACUUCAAUCAAUACAUUAUCCAUUUCCUCAAUCAAUUUUAUCAAAUAAACAUCAACUUUUACAACAACAACAUCAACAACAACAAUCACAUCAACAUCAACGUAUUCAAUCACAAUUAUCACAUUCUCUUUUAACGCCUACUAACAUGACUAUGCCUAAUCAUCAUCAACAUCAUCAUCAUAUCUCAACUCAUUUAUUCUAUCCAAAUCAGCAUAAUUAAUUUGUAUUUAUUUAUACACACAUUACAUUUCAUUUAUUCAUAUUCAUACAGAAAGCUUUGAAUGUACUCAUUUUUUUUUAAUGACUUACUUAUUGAUCGAUCGAUUGACUGAUUGAUUGGAUUUUUUUUGGGGCGGGGGGGAGGAACAUAUUCUUCAUUAUUUAUAUAUUAGAAAAUAAACAGUGAUUCUCAACCUAUCAAUGCAUAAUAUUAAUAAUAAUUAUUAUAAUAAUACUUAAAAGUUUAAUAUAUGUAUACAUAAUCUGUUGUUUUUGUUUAACAUACGUUGUUUUGUUUUGCUUGUCAUUUGUUA
Schistosoma turkestanicum is the source of this 2339-nucleotide messenger RNA. The record is from the annotation of a GenBank genome assembly. Lineage: Eukaryota; Metazoa; Platyhelminthes; Trematoda; Strigeidida; Schistosomatidae.